Ectocarpus siliculosus is the source of this 1347-nucleotide messenger RNA. Lineage: Eukaryota; Phaeophyceae; Ectocarpales; Ectocarpaceae. The record is from the annotation of a GenBank genome assembly.
AUGUACGUCGCGCCCAUGUCUCGGCAGUCCGAGGCUAGGGACACCCGAAUGCAGGCCGCUCGGGAGGAGAGGAAGAGGGCAGCGGCAGCCGCGGCGGCGGUGGCGGCGGCGCUCGAGGGGGCGGUGGCUGGCGUGGUGGAGGCAAGGGACGCAGCAACGCGGGAGCAGGCGACGCGGGAGGCUCGCGCGGCGGUACGCCUGCAGGCGGUGAUGAGGGGCCGGGCAGGGAGAGAGUUCGUGCGCGGAGAGCGCAGCCGACUGACGUCGAUGGCUGUCCUGGUGCAGGCGGCGUACCGUGGACGGGCUGCCCGCGGACAGGUGGCUGCGCGGCGGGCGGCGAGGGAGGCGAGGGAGAGGGCAGCGGCAGCCGCGGCGGCGGUGGCGGCAGCGCUCGAGGGGGCGGUGGCUGGCGUGGUGGAGGCAAGGGACGCAGCAACGCGGGAGCAGGCGGCGCGGGAGGCUCGCGCGGCGGUACGCCUGCAGGCGGUGAUGAGGGGCCGGGCCGGGAGAGGGUUCGCCCGCGGAGAGCGCAGGCGACUGGCGUCGAUGGCUGUCCUGGUGCAGGCGGCGUACCGGGGACGAGCUGCCCGCCGACACGUGGCUGCCCUGCGGGCGGAGGCAGCGGCAGCCGCGGCGGCAGCGCUGGAGGGAGCGGUGGAGGAACAGAUGGCUCGCAUCGAGGCAGAGGAAGCCAGGGCAGCGGCGGCAGCGGCUACGGCGCUGGCACGGAGGAAGGGGUGGUGGUGGUGGCAGGUGGUCAUGCUGCUGAUGACUGUGGUCGUGGCAGUUGGCACUUGGCCAGUCCUGCUGCUGCAAGGGCCGCUGAGCGUGCCGUGCGGGCGCACCUCGCUGGCGUCCGGCGAAGGGCCGAUGGCGGUCGGCGAGUGCGUCGAGUCCGAGGGGGGCUCGCGGUACCUGGGCUGGGUGCCGGGUGUCAGCUGGAAGGCACGGCUGACCGUCACCGACGACGGAGCCGUGUACUCGGGCACGGACGGGAAGGAGGUGCCCUUUUCCGCCGUCCUCGGCAAGGGGAUGAGCAGCAACGGCGGCGACGGCGGCGGCGACGGCAACGGGCAGGACGGGGCGGGGGGCAUGCUCUGUUCCGCGGAACGGCUGGUCCGCAGGGCCGUGCCGUUCAUCGGCGACUUCGAGCACCGCGCACGCAUGCGCGGGGAGAAGCUCGUGGUGGGGCGCGGCUUUUUCUGCCGCACCCACGAGACCCCCCGCCGCCCGCCGAGGAGCGUCAUCGACGCUCUAUUUCGGGGCCGCGGCGGCGGGGUGGCCAGCUUUUCGGAGCACACCGGCGACCUGCACGUGGUCAACUCCCGUGGCAAGGUGGUGUGGUAA